Messenger RNA from Sciurus carolinensis (gray squirrel), 381 nucleotides. It is a transcript of the gene Blid, whose product is annotated as BH3-like motif containing, cell death inducer. The record is from RefSeq and is a predicted model, not a curated record. NCBI's taxonomy places the organism in Eukaryota, Metazoa, Chordata, Mammalia, Rodentia, Sciuridae.
AUGCACAGUUCCCAGGCCCUGGAUAGAGGCUGGCAGCAUCAGACCGACAGAACCAAGACGUCGGAGGGCAACCAGGAGGUGCUUGUGUCUGCGAAGCACAGUAGAGGACCAGGAAAGACCUUUCCAGUAGUCCUAGAAGCUGGGCAUGUGCUCUGCACUGCCUGGAUAGGAAGGGCAUUUGGCAGCUCCAUUUAUUCAGAGGCAAAUGUGCUCACAGCCAGUGUUCUCAUGGAUUUCAACAAAUGACUUACAUUGCCUGAGGACACAGGGUUUCCUCUGCCAAGGUAUAAUCCUGGCUUCUCUGCACAUAAAGGAGAUGUGCCUGGAAACAUGCACCAGAGACCUUCCUGUUUAACCAGGAUAAAACUGCAUGUUCCUUAA